Trametes versicolor FP-101664 SS1 is the source of this 1788-nucleotide messenger RNA. RefSeq lists its product as uncharacterized. Lineage: Eukaryota; Fungi; Basidiomycota; Agaricomycetes; Polyporales; Polyporaceae. The transcript has 5 exons. Bases 1 to 1788 code for a protein of 595 amino acids. The record is from RefSeq and is a predicted model, not a curated record.
AUGUCGACGCCGAAAGGCGCCGAUGCGCGGACGCGCCCCGCGGAACCCAUAUCGCCUGAUAGAGAGCCACCACCCAAACGCAUCCGGCGUCCCAUUACGGGACGAGGCACCUUCCUGGUCCCGCCGAGCUUCAACAUCUUGCACCGCCCCGGUGACGCAACUCGCUCGGCCACAACCUCUGUGCGGAGUACGCCUGCGCCCCCGUCUCGCGCGCCGUCGGUCGUCUCCAGCAGGGCCGCGUCGCCCGGGUUUCCGACCGGACACCAAGCAGCCAGUCCAGCGCCGGAAGUGUCGCCGUCGACGGAACCUCGUCGUCGCGCCAUCACUUCAUCCGCGGCGGCUAGUAGCUCACGCGCCAAGGCCGGCGCAGACGCAGGGGCUGCUGCCCCAGUUGACAAAGGCAAGGGACCAGCUGCCAGUGGGGCCGACCUCAUCGCAGGCCUCGGCAAGCGGGGGACAGACAUGUUGAUGCGUCUGCAGAACGAGUUAGAGGCGCUCCAGCUGAAGAUGGAGUCCCAGGAAGAUCACAUCAAGAGACUCACGCGCGAGAACACCAAGUUGUCCGCAGCUGUUAUGGAGCUCAAGACCGAGGCUGAGGAGCUUUGCGAGGCGGCGGAAGACGCUGUGGAGAACCUGGAGACCACGGGUGAACGCCUACGGGAACUUGAGGCCUUCGCUACGGGAAAUGUCAUGGACGGCGCUGGUGGGGCAGCGGUGCAGGGACAAAUGGACGAGAGCGCAGUGUUAGCGACCAUGAGCAAGAGCGAGCUGAAGACGAGCUUCUUCUUUGCCUGCGUCCGCAGCGUCCUCCUGGGCUUGAUAGGGGUCCGCAAGAAGGCUCCGCUGCCCCCACCGAUGCAGCGCGGCUUCUGGUCCUCCGACGACCCAAUGAGUCCGGACCGGCUCCUGCGACCACGGUGGGACGACGGCUGGCCGACUAACCGGGAGGGAUGGGCUGGAGACGUCGUCCAGAAGAUCAAGCUCAACGGGCGCAAGUGGUCGACGUCACUCACGCAGGAGGUCCUGGAUCAACUCCCGGAGGAUGUCAUUGAGGACGGUUUGGAGCGGUGCUUCACCACCAUGGCGAAGCGGUACCGUGAGUUGCGCGACCUGACGAAGACCACACAGGAGGAGAAUCGGGCGCAUGCCCGCCACAAGCGCCGCAAAGUCAUUAAAGCCGCCGAGCGCUCUGUGGUUAGGCAUCAGAUACCGGCGCUGCGGGACGCAGACUGGGACUGGUUCUUCCAGUGGCAGUUCCAGUCAACCGACGAGACUGACAAAGUCGGCGCGCCCACAGCGACGGCAUUGGACCCAAACACGGAAGGCGAGGGGCCUGCACGCGUCGCCGCUGCCAAGCUGAACACCACUAAACCUCCUGCUAAGACGCGUGCAUGGAAGCAGCGUGCCCCCGCAUACAGGGCGCCCGAGGGCACUGUCCGCUAUGACGAGGUUGAUGUCCUGGUCUUCAGGGCGCGCGCUAGUGGGGAUGCCGAGUCGUCCAUUCAGGGGAACACGUACCAUGCGCAUGUUCGAGGGCCCCCUAGGCUCGCCAAAGCGAUGGUCGACCCGGUUUGGCUGAGGAGCAUUCAUGGUAAGCCGUUCUGUAGCAUGCAGUAUCUCGCCGACUGGGUGGAGGGCGAGACGGUAGUGCCGGUCGCUGCAGGAGGUGGUAUGGACGAUGAGGAAGACGAUGGCGGGGACGAGGAAGACGACGCCGCAGAUGAAGGGGAGGUUGGGGCAGGGGAAGAUGGGGAAGGGGGCGAAGAUGGGGAAGGGCACGCUGCGUAA